ACGUAUCUGCGUUUGUAACCCAAUAGAAUAAGGGGAAUCAUAUGCAAAUGAGAUAGGAAUAGGAAGUGAAUUCCGAGAUGUCAGUCUAGCGGUAGCUACAUGUUAAUGCAUGUCCAUCGACAGAGAGGGAAAUAAUAGAAAACACGGACCGUAAAUUAUUUCGAGAUAAAUAUAGAAACAUCCCUAUGGAAAGACACGGAUUCAGACACAAAGGAGAAAAGGAAAAGACUGGACACGGUGUAGGAGAGGACGGUAAACGAGAUUUGACCACGUCACUGUGACUCUGUCACUGCACAAAUAAAGGCUGUUGGACAGAGUGGAUCAUCUUUUUAUUGAAUUUAAACCUAAAUUAGGCACCAUGGCCACCCAAGACUCGGGCUACUAUGACUACACCAUCGUCGCCCCGGAGAUGCCGGCCAUGUUCGACGGCAUGAAGCUGGCAGCGGUCGCCACGGUGCUGUACGUCAUCGUCCGCUGCCUGAACCUCAAGAGUCCCACCGCCGCUCCUGACAUCACCUACCAGGACACGCCCCUGAACCGCUUCCUGCUCAAGUCCUGCCCCAUCCUGACCAAAGAGUACAUUCCGCCCCUGCUGUGGGGUAAAAGUGGCCACCUACAGACAGCACUGUAUGGCAAGAUGGGGCGGGUGAGCUGCCCUCACCCCAUAGGCCUCAGGAAGUACUUACCCAUGCAGGAUGGGGCCACCGCCACCUUUGACCUCUUCGAGCCCAUGGGGGACCACCGGACAGGAGAUGACGUCACCAUGGUGAUAUGCCCGGGGAUCGGUAACCAUAGCGAGAAGCACUACAUCCGCACCUUUGUGGGUCACUCUCAGAAGGAGGGUUACAGGUGUGCUGUGCUCAAUCACCUGGGUGCUCUGCCCAACAUCGAGCUCACCUCACCUCGCAUGUUCACCUACGGUUGCACGUGGGAGUUUGCGUCCAUGGUGGGUUACAUCAAGAAGAUGUUCCCUCACACCCACCUCAUAGUGGUGGGCUUCAGCCUGGGAGGCAACAUCGUGUGCAAGUUCCUGGGAGAGAACCGGACCAAUCAGGAGAGAGUACUGUGCUGCGUCAGUGUCUGCCAGGGAUACAGUGCACUCAGGGCCCAGGAGACGUUCCUACAGUGGGACCAGUGCAGACGCUUCUACAACUUCCUCAUGGCCGACAACAUGAAGAAGAUCAUCCUUUCACACAGGGGCAGUCUGUUUGGAAAUGCAACGAAGAUGGAGGAUGCAGACCUGAGCCGGCUCUACACGGCCACCUCCCUCAUGCAGAUCGAUGAAACCAUCAUGAGGAAGUUCCACGGGCACAACUCCCUCAAAGAAUACUACGAGAAGGAGAGCUGUGUGCAUUAUAUUCACAAUGUUGACGUGCCACUUCUGCUGGUCAACUCUGCAGACGAUCCUCUGGUGCACGGGUCUCUGCUCACCAUCCCUCGUACACUGGCAGAGAAGAAGCAGAAUGUCAUCUUCGCCCUGACACUGCACGGGGGGCACCUGGGCUUCUUUGAGGGGGCCGUGCUCGUCCCCCAGCCCCUCACCUGGAUGGACAAGGUGAUCGUGGGUUACGCCAACGCCAUGUGCCAAUGGGAAAAACAGAAACCGCCAUGCCAAAAAAGCGGGAACCUGAAUACAUCCUGUCCUGAAGAGAAGGCAGCGUAAACUUUAACUUCCUGAACUCCUCUCUCACCUCUGACCCCCCUCCCCACUCAGAGGAGAAACCUUAACCAAACCUGAACUACUACUCUCUCUCUCUCUCUCUCACCUCUGACCCCCCUCCCCACUCACUGAGGAGAAACCUUAACCAAACCUGAACUACUACUCUCUCUCUCCUCUCACGCCUCUUCUCGGGCUACUGUCUCAACCCUCUCCUCCUCCUCCUCCUGGGUACCCCUAUUCCCUCAGCCUCUACUCCUCCUGCUGCCCCCCUCUAACCAAAACCACCUUACACGUGAAGGAACUAAAACGACUAAAUGCCUUUGUGCUUUGUCUCUGAGGGGAACUAGUGGAGUGGAGAGGAACAACUACUUCUGUCCUUACGUAUACAUUACCAAGAGAGAUCCCUGAGAUCCAACCAUGGAGACUUUGACCAAAUAUUCACUUUAAAAAAGGGAUAAAACAAACUGGCAUCCGACAAGUAGAGAAAAAGAGAGGGAGAGAGAGCGACAUGGUAGAUGUGUAGUCGUAGAGAAAAGGAGCACAGAAGAAACCUCCUAGUACUAUCUCUGAGGACUAAUGAAGCUGCAGUGACUGUACGCUACAGUGCGCUCACUGCUGACGACUGCCAAGGCUUUAGCCUAGUUUGCCGUCUUAAACCAACACCGCCUCUUUAUACAAUGUAUGUUACUCACAAAUAAUGUAUAAAAAGCCAGUUUAGUUUAGCAGGCCGUGUGUGCUGAGAAGGAGAGCUGCGGGAUAGCUCUGUUAGUAUGUGACCUUUUCUAUUAGGUUGAUCUGAUUCUCUGUUCUGUCUGUUUUAGUCCUAAAUAUGUUUUCUUGGUGAAUAGCAGCCCUUUUUGGAAGGUAUACAAAUAUGGAAUAGUUUCUUCUUCUUAUUAUUAUUAUACAAUUAUUUUCAGAUCACGAGUCCCCCAUAAAAUGAGUAUCUAUUUCGCACUUGAUUCCAUGUAGAAUCAAGGGGUAUGUCUCACAAUGCACCCUAGUUCCUAUGGUGAAAUAUAGUGGACCUGGUCAAAAGUAGAGCACUACAAAGGGAAUAGGGUGCCUUUUGGGAUGCAUCCAAGAUCUCACUCGCCCCUCAGUGGUAUUAAGCAGUGGAGGUAGGUUUUUACCUAGCGGACCUGACCUGUGGUCCAUCUCAAUGAGAUCCAUGCACAUUCCUACUGUCUCGUUGUUCUAUCACCUUUAUUCAAUGCACUUUAUACGUUGUAUGUCACAUUUCUUUAUUCAACCGUUUUGUUAUUCUUUCUUUUAUGGGACUAGCGGAAGACAAGGGUUUAAACUGUUUUGUUUUGCGUAACAUUUAGUUCAGUGACACUAACGAAUGAACGGGAGGGAGAGAGGUUGAUAACUCUUCAAGUUAGACGGCCCAAAUGAUCCCCGCGUUCACUAAACCCUACAGUCCACCCUCCCAGUAGAGGAUUUUUGUACUUAAAUUUUUUUCCAAAAUAGUGCCCUACAUGUUAGUACACUAUGUAGGGAAUAGUGUCAUUUGAGAUUAGCCCUCAGGGUGAGUCUUCCUUGGCUGUCUGUCCUGUGCAGUCAACCUACUGAGCCUUACUACUAACCCUAACCUACUCAGUCCUAUACCCUUGAUCAGCUCCAGGUCUUCUAAAGCAUGACUGACUAUAGAAUCAUUCCCUUACACAGAGUAGCCCACUGCCAAUACACAGACACUCCAGUGUCAGACACUCGUAUGGAAAUGGACCUAGCAGCUGAGACUCAAUAUCACUAAAAUACAUUUUCACAACGUAGAUAACUUGCUGUGAUUACUGGUUUAUCACAUCUGAUGUUGAGCCUUUCAUUGGCGAGGGCACUGUACAGACAUGAACAUACACUCAUGUAGAUGACUGGUAUUAUAGACCAUGUGUUCAUGGGACCUGAGCUGUGAGGUGUGCUGAGUAGGAUGGCCAUAAUCAUUGUGUUAAUGACUUCCAACAGACUCCAUUUUGUUGAACCAAAAGUCAUCACAGAAAAGUUAUUUUUUUAGUUGACCAGUGGUAGAAUACUGAUAUAAUAUUGGCAGUGUUGAGAUCUACCAGAGAGGAAGUUUAUUAGGGAACAUUAUCUUUCAAAGGGGGAGAGAACUACUUUCCAUUUAGUUUUGUCAGGACAGAAGGUCUUAGCACACACGUUUGUGUUUGAAGGAAUGCUGGAAUGUUAAUGCUGAAAGAUCCUGAGGUGUAUGAGAACGAUGUGUAGGUGAGAAUCUGAUGAGGUUUGCAAAGACUCAACCCCGAACUCAAGGGGGAGUGGCGCAAAAGAUCAAGUUUAGAUGUUAUAGCUGAGACGUCAUAGCUUUCCGUGUUUCCUCCUCUUCUAUAUAAUGGCCGUGCAUUUCCCCUUCAAAGCCUGCAGAGGCAGCCAUUCUGGUGGUGUGUUGUCAUGACAUGUCCAGUCCAGAGGUCCAGCCAAGUGAACUGUAGGGAGGUAAAGCUGGUGAUUCACUGUACAUUAGUGUUAUGUCCCAAAUGGCACCAUAUUCCCUAUAUAGUGCACUACUUUUACCCUGAGCCCUAUGGACUCUGGUCAAAAGUAGUGCACUAUAUAAGGAUUAGGAUGCUAUCCAGGCGUAUCAGUCUCACCCAACCCAUACCUUCUGUGUAGCAUAAUGAGCUCUUUCAACAUCACCUCAUGCCAGUCAUUUGGCUGGGUGGGUUCUUUCAGCCUUGUAAACCGUCACUCCCUUCUCGAACUUCACCUCAGUCAACUGGCAUCCAAACACAAGGGUGCCAUCUGCAGGCUUGGAGAGCAAACUACAACUUCUGUCUUAAAUCCAGCCAGUAGGUUACUGUAGUCCUUUAGACAUUAUUGAUGUUAACUCAGUGAGACAAGAUUUUAAUACAGCUGUUGAACUGAUGUUUAUUACCAAUGUUUGUUACCAAUUUUUAAGGACACUUCAGUUUUAGUUAAAAGUUUAUAGAAAAUCAAUUAGUCAGUGACUCGUCCAGUCUAACCGAUAGUCAUGUGGUUCUGAGAUAUCCCAGCGAGGAAGAUCUGAGUCUUGAUACACCAGCAUAACAAGCCGUCUUUGCUAUGACUCCACACCAACAGGGUGUGUUCUGUCUAGAAAUCCACUUAUCACCUAACUUUGCACAGAAAUGCAGGUUUGGAUUGUAUCUCUUCAAACUACUUACAGAAUUCAACAUUUAGUUUGUUUUUCAGAUGUAUUUUUUAAAUGUGUUUUUUGUAUUUUGUAAUGUUACGGUGACUUAUUAUUUUCUUGUAUGUGCAGAUCAGAGUGAGUUGUAUAUGAAUGAAUGUAGGUGUGUAUGAUGAGUCCUAACACCAUCUCUGGUUUGGAAAACCAAAACAUGUCUUCAAUUUUUAAAGAUAGAAAUGAAUUAAAUGUAUACAUAGUUCGGUCGUUCCACCAAUUUAGUGCCUUUUUAGAAUUCAGCUGGUAACAUUCUCUCAAAGUGCACAUGUUCAACUUAAUUACAAACACUUCCCAUCUCAAGAGGUUAAAUAAAAAUGUGACUAUUAAGUGUAAAGUAAUAGGGUUGGUGAUCAUAAAUCCCCCAUUGUGAUGGAGGGAAUGGGAGCCUGUUGUGUACAACUGGGAGGGGCAAUUGAAUGCAAGCUUUUAAAAAAUGAAAGUGCAAACAUUUGUAGCCUGUUUAUAUAUGGAGUAGCAGGGUUGUCGUGUUCUGCUCGACCCACUCAGUUCCCCACCACAAAACACCAGAACCAGCUCACCUGCUUUUACACUGUGAUUUGACUAUUAGAUAUUAGUUUCUUUAGGUUAUUAUAGUUUCACCAUUUUUAAAACGAGAGUUCAGUUUACAUAAGUAACAGAGUUAAUCUUAAAAUGAAGGGACUUUGUUUCCCUUGAAAUGAAUUACUCAUCACAUGAAAUAAAUUACAAUCUUCAGAAAUAACUGCCAGAGCAACUAAAUAACUAGGGCUUUACAAUGGAGAAAUGUUGAACUUAAGUGGGUUAAAAUGUUCAUGGAGGGACAUGUCAAUGCGGAUUUUAGUUUUGUGCACUUUAGGAAGUCUAUUCAUAUAAAAAAUGUGAUUUAUUGAAUUCUCCAUGUGAUCUAUAUUAAAGGGCACUUCAAUGAAUGUAACAGGCUUUUAAAAUGCAAUAUUGUUACACAAUUUCUACUUCAAAUAUCAAAGGGAUGCAAAAGGCAGUCAUUUGGUGAAACGACCCAGUUAUAUGUUACUGUAUGACGGGGACCAGGGGCCAUUUAUAAAAGAUUAAGGCAAUAAUCAAUAGGGAUUUGUUUCUCUCAAGGUGUAAAUGCAAACGUGAGGGAAAGAUGAGUACAAAAUGAAAGUGGGAGAGUAAUCUUAUUUCUGCAGUUUUGUUUCGACAUAGAGAAUGGGCUCCAAUCCAUGUCCGAUGUUCUGUUUAUUUUAGGAUUGAUAUGAAACAAUGUAUUCAUCUUAACUUCCGCUUGUUGACCCUAAUUGUGUAAGUGUGACUGACUAUGGUCUUGCAGGUCCUGAUUUUGAGAAACAACCCUUUGAGACUGGAUGAGGUCACCAGACUGAGAUCAGAGGUCAAAUGUAAAUAAUGUCUCACAGUAGGAGUGCUGAUCUAGGAACAGUUUUGGCUUUUAGAUCAAAAUACAUAAUUGGCUAUAUGGACAUUCUGGACCGAGAUCAGCACUCCUACAUCCCCAGGGGUUUAUUCCAUGGGCUGAAAUGUCCAGAACGAUGCUCAUAGAAAAGUAGUGCAUAGAACCAACAUGGUUCUCGAUUCCACAAGAAAGAAAGCUCUGUAAAUGCUAUGCAAUCCAUUUCUAUCUGAAACGUUCUGACCAUGCCACGCUGGUGAACACACCUAGAUAUGGGGAAUGGAGCCCUUUCCACCAAUAAGAACACAGUGAUCCAUGACAUCAACAAAUGUUCACUUUAACAUUCUAGAGCUUUUUUUCUUCUGUUUACAAUCCGUUUCAUUGUACGAAGAUGUUAGCUGUUUUGGAAGGGUGGUGGAUGUGGAAAUGUAAUUUUGGUGCACUGAUCUAAUCUUACAGUAUGACAUGAGUUCAGAUCACUGGUGUGUUUUUGUAAAGAAAACCAAUGGUGUGUGUGAUGUACUAAUAAAACAAAUAUGGUUGUGUUCCAAAAAUAAAUUAUUUUCUUGUAAAAAAGUUA
This is a messenger RNA of Oncorhynchus nerka (sockeye salmon), 6790 nucleotides long. Its product is annotated as monoacylglycerol lipase ABHD2. Gene Ontology annotation, cellular component: sperm flagellum; sperm plasma membrane. Gene Ontology annotation, molecular function: acetylesterase activity; monoacylglycerol lipase activity. The record is from RefSeq and is a predicted model, not a curated record. Lineage: Eukaryota; Metazoa; Chordata; Actinopteri; Salmoniformes; Salmonidae. The coding region runs from base 359 to 1663 and encodes 434 amino acids. The transcript has 11 exons. Gene Ontology annotation, biological process: steroid hormone receptor signaling pathway; medium-chain fatty acid catabolic process; sperm capacitation.